This is a messenger RNA of Eurytemora carolleeae, 453 nucleotides long. RefSeq lists its product as uncharacterized. The transcript is spliced from 4 exons. The record is from RefSeq and is a predicted model, not a curated record. Lineage: Eukaryota; Metazoa; Arthropoda; Copepoda; Calanoida; Temoridae. Bases 16 to 453 code for a protein of 145 amino acids.
ACUUUAAACCGUCGAAUGGUCGUCAUUGAAGUCUCAUCCUUUGUGAUUAACCCUGUAGAGUGUAGAUGGAUAACUGAUAUUAGGCAUGUAUGUACUCUCCCAGAUGAAAACAAGAAAAAUGAGAAAAUUCUCUCAAAACCCCUUGUACAAGAGCUUAUUAAUACAAAGUCUGCCCGUGUAUGCCUGGAGGAUCUGGAAGCUAAGUAUGAGAAGAAACUGAAGGAUGUUGGAUCUAUCUAUCAUAGGGUUCAUGUCGAUACUAUACCAACAGAAUACAUUUGCUGCAGGCACUGUGAGAAGGUUUAUAUAAUGUCUGGAACGCGCACGCAUAUAAACCUGGUUCGGAAGAUAGAGAUGCACGACUGCUAUAUUAAGCACGCUCGCCAUGCAAACAUGAAUCUUCAGGACCCGCAGGAUGAGAAAGAUCUUAAAAUAAUUCUGCUUCUUNGUUGA